AUGUCUCAGCGUGAUAUCACGAAAUUUUCCUUUCAGAUGGUUCUUCAGUUAUUUUCGCACGCCGCAUCUAUUGUGAUUGGAGCGCUUUAUCCAGCCUUUAAAACUUUCAAAGUCAUUCGUGAAGGCGAUUUCUUACAAAUGAAGCGAUGGUUAAAAUACUGGACCGUUUACGCAGGUUUUCUAGCAGUCGAUAGUGUUGGUGAUAUACUCCUUUUGCCGUACAUUGUGCCGGGUUAUUUGCUGAUGAAGAUGAGCUUCCUACUUUGGACAGCAUCACCAUGGACGGAUGGUGCUUCAGUCGUUCAUCAAAAAUUAAUCGCUCCACUACUGACAACAUAUGAGCAGGACAUCGAUGAGAUGCUAGACAAUAUGGGACGUUCCGUGCAACGACAGGCUUCAAGAUUAGGAAAUGGAGCACUUGAUAAAGCGCGUGUUGGAUUAUUGUCACUUGCAAUCACGGAUAGUUCAGCUACUGGUCAGCCAUUUUCCGCCAGUCGGUUUGCUCCAAUAACAGUUGCAGUGGAAGAACAAGCAGAAGAGGAUAUUAUCCGGCUAGUUGAUGAAGAAACAGAUGUUAAGAGAGAGAUGGAAGAAAGUGAAAGUAGUCUUUCUCCAGCACCAAAUCGCUUGAAAAGAAACUGCGCACAUUCUGAUGGUGUCAACGUUAUUAAAAAAGGACGAAGGCGAUCGAACAGAAAUAGGAGGGCGGAAGGAGAUGCACAAGAUCGGUCGCACCGCACAAGACGCGUUACAGCAAAUCGUAGUAUCUCUCGUGGGCGAUAA
Molecule: messenger RNA, 783 nt
Organism: Loa loa (African eye worm)
Lineage: Eukaryota; Metazoa; Nematoda; Chromadorea; Rhabditida; Onchocercidae
Product: TB2/DP1 protein
Exons: 7
Coding region: 1-783 (260 amino acids)
Source: RefSeq, a predicted model, not a curated record